AUGCUCGCCGAUCUUUUUCUAGCGACGCUCUGGCUCGUCGGCCUCGUCGCCGCCCUCGACCCGUACCACGUCCUCGGCAUCUCCCGUGACUCCGAUGACAAAACAAUCAAAUCGGCCUAUCGUCAAUUAUCGAAACAGUACCAUCCAGAUAAGAACCAGGCGCCCGGAGCGCACGACCGAUUCAUCGAGAUCGGCGAGGCGUACGACAUCUUGAGCGACGAGCAAAAAAAACUGAACUACGAUCUCUACGGCGACCCCAAUGCCGGCCAAGGCCAAAAUGGACACGGGUUCCAAUUCAACGACAUGUUCAACCAAUUUUUCAACGGACAAGGCGGCCAGCAGGGUGGGCAGGGCAAGAAGCGGUUCCAGGAUGCUCUGAUUGACUUGCAGGUUGGUCUCAAGGACUUCUUCAAUGGAAGAGACGUUGACUUUACUGUUCAAAUGAAUAACAUUUGCGAGUCCUGUGAGGGGUCUGGCAGUGCCGAUGGGCAGAGGCAUCAGUGUAGUAAGUGUAAUGGAAGCGGAGUGGUGAUUAUUCGUCGGCAGAUUGGGCCCAUGAUUCAGCAGUUCCAGUCCCAUUGUGACCAGUGUAAUGGGCAGGGCUCCACGAUCGCCAACUUGUGUCAGGAAUGUGGUGGAGGCGGCACAGUGCGGAAAACAAGGAAGGUGAAUGUGUUUUUGUCCGCUGGAACCCCUAGAAAUCAUGUAGUUACUCUUGAGGGUGAGGGAGACCAGCAUCCUGACUAUCUUCCCGGAAACAUGAACGUGAAGUUCGUAGAGACGCCGCUGGAAAACUGGGGCUUCUAUAGGAUCGGCGACAAUUUGUACAGAACGGAGCCUCUCACCUCGAGCGAGGCGCGCAACGGAGGCUGGAAGAGGGAAAUUAAGCUCUUUGACGAUGAAGUCGUGGUGAUUCUGCGGGAGACCGGGGUUUCCGUUAUGGAUGGCCACGUUGACGUGAUUGCCGAACAUGGAAUGCCCAAGCUGAAUGACAAUACCGAGUUUGGUAACAUGUAUGUCACAUACAAGGUCAUUGCAGUGGGUGGUAAAAAGUUGGAGAAGGAUGAAUUAUAG
Australozyma saopauloensis is the source of this 1074-nucleotide messenger RNA. RefSeq lists its product as uncharacterized. Gene Ontology annotation, cellular component: cytoplasm. NCBI's taxonomy places the organism in Eukaryota, Fungi, Ascomycota, Pichiomycetes, Serinales, Metschnikowiaceae. Gene Ontology annotation, biological process: protein refolding. Gene Ontology annotation, molecular function: Hsp70 protein binding. The record is from RefSeq and is a predicted model, not a curated record. The transcript has a single exon. The coding region runs from base 1 to 1074 and encodes 357 amino acids.